This is a messenger RNA of Haliotis rubra (blacklip abalone), 798 nucleotides long. RefSeq names its product monocarboxylate transporter 12-like. The transcript is spliced from 2 exons. Gene Ontology annotation, biological process: monocarboxylic acid transport; transmembrane transport. Lineage: Eukaryota; Metazoa; Mollusca; Gastropoda; Lepetellida; Haliotidae. Gene Ontology annotation, molecular function: monocarboxylic acid transmembrane transporter activity. The annotation marks the transcript as partial. The record is from RefSeq and is a predicted model, not a curated record.
AUGACGAAGCAGAGUAUUUAUCCAGCAGUUGUUCUCUUUGCAUCCUUUGCAACAAUGCUCUGUGGACCAAGCAUCGUGUAUGCAAGCGGAGUAAUCCACGUAGCGUUGCUCGAAGGAUUCCAGGAGGAUGUAACGGUGACAGCAUGGGUUGGAUCUCUCUUUUCUUGCAUGUUUGCUCUCACAGGUCUUGGCACAGGCUUGGCACAAACCGGAAGUUUCGUCAUCAUUGGUUAUUACUUCCCUGUAAAAACAGGUCUGGUUACGGGAAUAUCUAUCUCAGGAAUUGGACUUGGGAUAUUCAUACAUCCCCCACUCUUGCAGUAUUUGACUGAAACAUUUGGAGUCCACGGAGCCUUCCUUAUCACCGGAGGAAUAACACUUCAUGUAUGCAUUGCCGGAAUGCUUAUGCGUCCAUCUGACAUAGAGCGCAAGAGAAAGCAACGUGUCAGAAAUGAACAACCCGCAAAAAGAAAUAUGACAUCAAUAUGUCGGGAUGUAACGAGUGUCUACCAUGUUUUAAGUAAUAUUUCAUUUGUAUUCUUUUUAUGCAGUCUUUUGUGCUUUUCAAUUGCUAUAGCAACAGAAUAUCUCUUUCUUCCGGAUUUCUUCAUAAAACAUGGAUCAACAUUCCAGGAGAGCGCCUUUGUUAUAUCAACCUCAGGCCUGGGAAGUAUUGUCUCUCGGAUUCUAAUUGGUUUUGCUCUGAGCGACGAGAAGAUUGCAAGUGCCACAAUGUAUUCCUCUGUGAAUGGUAUAAUAGCAAUUUUUACUUUUAUGUUGCCACUGUUCAACACAUCC